Molecule: messenger RNA, 1917 nt
Organism: Nerophis lumbriciformis (worm pipefish)
Lineage: Eukaryota; Metazoa; Chordata; Actinopteri; Syngnathiformes; Syngnathidae
Source: RefSeq, a predicted model, not a curated record
AUGAUGAAGGUUUCAGGCAAUGGAUUUUGUUCACCACUUGUGGUGGUGGUCCUCUCCCCAGACACCAAGGAGGAAACUGUUGCAUGGCUACUGAGGAGGAUGAGAGAAAAACAGCAGGAUGGGGGUGCUGAACUGCUUGUGGAUCCACUGGGCUCUAAGGUUGAAGAGAAAGAAAACCCAAACAUCUUUCUUGUGACAGCCUCGUGGCAAAGACUACUCACUGGUGCUGAAGAUUUGGGUCUUUUCAAGGAGUUUAAUGAUGGCUCCAUGAGGAGUUUUACAUUCAUCAACAGACACAACUUUAAAGAAUUUCAUGGGGAUGGUGACGGCUUUCUCAGCAUGGCAGAGUGUCAGUACAUCAUUAAACAUGAGUUGGAGACGUUACGGGCUAAAGAUGAGACACAUGUUCCUGGAUAUGCACAAGCUAAGCUGUACCCUGGGAAAUCGAUUAUUCGGAGACUUCAAUCUAAAAAAAUAAUGAUCCAAAUGUUUCCACUGCAUGACAAAGAAGAACUCAAGAGACUAUCUUUUAAGUGGUACAAAAAGGUCAAGACAUCACUUCAACCUCUUGACAACAUCAGACACUACUUUGGAGAGGGUCUGGCUCUCUACUUUGCGUUCCUGGAAUACUUUACAAUGGCGCUUGUGCCUCUGGCCCUUCUUGGGCUGCUCUAUUGCCAAUUUGACUGGGAGAAUUAUGACAAAUAUGUUUUCUUUGCUGUUUUCAAUCUCAUCUGGUGCACUGUGAUCCUAGAGUUAUGGAAGAGGUGCAGUGCUUCUCUAGCCUAUCAUUGGGGCACGCUGAGCAGAAAGAAGGUGUUUGAAGAACCAAGGCCUGGUUUCCAUGGGAUUCUUGGAUUCAACCCAGUGACAGGGCGAGAAGAGCCUCUUUACCCCAACUACAAACGGCAGCUCCGUAUCUACCUUGUGUCCCUUCCCUUUGUCCUGCUCUGUCUCUACCUGUCCCUCUACGUCAUGAUGAUAUACUUUCAGAUGGAAGGAUGGGCUCUAAUGCUUUAUGACAAGGAUCCUACUUUUUGUACAAAACUAUUUUUGUACAUUCCUGGUAUUAUAUAUGCAGUGGUUAUAGAGAUUAUGAAUCUCAUCUAUAGAUAUGCUGCCGAGUUCCUGACAGAAUGGGAAAACCACCGGCUUGAGUCUUCCUACCAGAAUCACUUGGUCCUCAAAGUAUUAGUGUUCAACUUCUUAAACUGCUUCGCCUCGCUGUUUUACAUUGCUUUCAUAAUGCAAGACCUUGUGCUGCUCAGACAGAAUUUGGCAACCUUGUUGAUCACCAGUCAAAUCAUUAAUCAGUUCAUGGAAGCUUUCCUCCCUUACUGGCUUCAAAGGGGACGCAAUAAAAUGAUGAUGAUGGAGAUACCUUUGAAUGAGCAGGUGCGGAUGGAAAUUCACAUGAGCACUUACUUGGGUACAUUUGAUGACUACCUGGAGUUGUUCCUCCUGUUUGGUUACAUCAGUUUAUUUUCCUCAGUUUAUCCUCUGGCUGCAGUUUUGGUAGUUUUGAACAACAUCACUGAGAUUUACUCUGAUGCAUUCAAAAUGUGCAAUUUGUAUAAACGACCGUUUUCAGACCCAGCUGCAAACAUCGGGAUCUGGCAGCUUGCCUUUGAAGCCAUGAGUGUCAUUGCUAUUGUGACCAACUGUACACUUAUUGGCAUGUCUCCUCAAGUCAGAGCUUACUUUCCCGACUCAGAAAUGCAUCUCAUGCUGUGGACAGUGGCUAUUGAGCAUGGGUUACUGGCGUUCAAGUUUAUCGUGGCUUUCCUGGUUCCAGAUAUACCCAAACACAUUCGGAUCAACCUGGCUCGUCUGGAUUUUGAAUCAAUGGAGGCUUUAAAAAAAAAGAAAAUGUUUGAAUUUCCAGUGAUGAGAAGAGUUGCCGGGGAAAAAGAAUAA